CAAUAGCUAGUUCCUCUUCGUAGUUUUUUGACCUAUCCUUCAUCUUCCUUGAACAUGUUAGGGAAAAAGAUGGUAUCUUUCAAGAAACUGGCAAAAAGGGUGAAGGGGGUAGGUGGAUUUGAGCCUGAUCCUUACCCUGCUCAUCAUGAGGGUUUGCUCAAUAACUAUGAAGAAAAAUGUGUGACUAACUCACCCCCGACAGGGUUUUUUGCUCUUUAUGUCGGAGAAGAGCGGCAAAGAUACGUGGUUCCAACGCGCUACCUUUCUCACCCCUUGUUCAAGAUGCUGCUGGAGAAGACUUACAAUGAGUUUGGAUUUUCGCAGAGGAAUGGACUAGUAGUUCCAUGCAGUGUUUCCACGUUUGAGGAGGUUCUGAAUGCCAUAGAAUGCAACAACGGCAAGUUUGACUUGGGAAAGUUUUUUGCAGAGUUUGUUUGAAUCGCAUGAAACGCAGAGUCUCUCUUUUUUUUCAAGCUAUAAUGUAUUAUCACACGCACAUGUAAUGCACAACACUCCAGAUAGGUAUAGCUUUAACUUUAACUCUGCAUGAUGUUGUGUUGUUGCAACAUUUUCAGAUAGAAUAGAUCUGACUUAAAAUAGUGAUUCGAUGAA
Molecule: messenger RNA, 612 nt
Organism: Vigna umbellata (rice bean)
Lineage: Eukaryota; Viridiplantae; Streptophyta; Magnoliopsida; Fabales; Fabaceae
Source: RefSeq, a predicted model, not a curated record